UUCCCACAAUGCAGCGCGGCGCGCUGUCCCCGGUGCUGAUGCUCAGCGCUGCCCCGGAGCCUCCGCCGCGCCCGCCUCCCGCCCUUUCCCCGCCGGGCCCCAGCCCCCGCCAUGGGUCGGCUCGGUCCAGUCCUGCCCCAGAGCCGUCGGGGGGCCUGGGUGCGGCGCUCGACAGCAGCCUGCGGGCCGCUGUGGCGUUUAAGGCGGAGGGUCAGCGCUGCUACCGAGAGAAGAAGUUCCGGGAAGCCAUCGGCAAGUAUCACCGGGCACUGCUGCAGCUGAAGGCGGCGCAGGGCGCCCGCCCUGGAGGCCUGCCUGCCCCCGCCCCCGGGCCCGCCACCAGCCCAGGGCCAGCCCGCCUCAGUGAGGAGCAGCGGCGCCUGGUGGAGAACACGGAGGUGGAAUGUUAUGACUCUCUCACGGCCUGCCUGCUGCAGUCGGAGCUGGUGAACUAUGAGCGGGUGCGCGAGUACUGCCUCAAGGUGCUGGAGAAGCAGCAGGGCAACUUCAAGGCUACCUACCGCGCCGGCAUUGCCUUCUACCACCUGGGCGACUAUGCACGCGCCUUGCGCUACCUGCAGGAGGCCCGCAGCCGCGAGCCCACAGACACCAACGUCCUGCGCUACAUCCAGCUGACUCAGCUGAAGAUGAACCGUUGCCGCCUUCAGCGGGAAGACAGUGGGGCUGGGGCUGGGUCCGGGUCUGGGGCUCGGGAUGUCAUUGGCUAAGGCCAACCUGGGGGGGCUGUCCCUACCCCCAUGACCCCCCACCUCACCAUGUAACUUCCCCGACUCAUGUGUUCACUGGUAAAGCACUUGUCACUGGUGACCAUAA
Messenger RNA from Hippopotamus amphibius kiboko, 834 nucleotides. It is a transcript of the gene TTC9B, whose product is annotated as tetratricopeptide repeat domain 9B. The transcript has 3 exons. Gene Ontology annotation, molecular function: protein binding. The record is from RefSeq and is a predicted model, not a curated record. The coding region runs from base 9 to 728 and encodes 239 amino acids. NCBI's taxonomy places the organism in Eukaryota, Metazoa, Chordata, Mammalia, Artiodactyla, Hippopotamidae.